GCCAGCUCUCUGGCUUUGCUAUCCCAGAAAACUGCAGGCAUGGGACUCCCCUGAGAAAUGGGAUGCGAAGGCAGGAGGUGGAGAGAGGCUUCCAGGUGACUUCUCCUCCUCCAGCAACGCCCGGUCACGGAGCUCCAGGAGGCAGAGGAAGAACCACCUGCCUCCUGUUGUGGCUGCCGCUGCCGGUCCUCUCCGGCCGCUGGCUCCGCUCGCCCCUCUGUUCAUCAGAUUACCGCUUCUUUGCAGCCUCUCUCACCCGCUCUUCUCUCGCAAGUGCCUGUCUCUCCUGAGAGGUGUCUCUCAUUUCUGCCUCUCUCUCCACCCCUUUCCACUGAUCACCGUGCAAUUCUCGUCAGCUCUGGGCAUCUCUUCCUCUCCCUUCCCUGUGCUGGGUGUCUCUACCUCCUCUCGGCUCUGUGCAUCGCUUCAUCCAUCCAUCCUCCCUCUCUCUACGCACUGGUGUGUGCGCGCAUCUCUCUCCUGCCGGCGGCUGCCAGCCCUCGCCCUGCAGCGCUGCCCGGAGCAGCCGCCGCCGCCGCCGCCCGGCCCUGCCCGGCCGCCGUGAGUCCCGCCUCAGCCCGCGUCCUCCGCCCGCCUCGGCACCAUGUCCGGCUCUGGCAGGAAAGACUUCGACGUGAAGCACAUCCUUCGCCUCCGCUGGAAACUGUUCAGCCACCCCUCGCCGGCGGGUGGCCCGGCGGGCGGGGGCUGCCUGCCGCCCGACAGCAGCUUCGAGCACUGGGGGCCCAGCCAGAGCCGCCUGCUGAAGAGCCAGGAGAGAGGAAACGGCGCCUUCUGGAAGAAAUCCGCCUCCUCCGCCUCCUCCUCGGCGGCCACCACCGCCAGCCCGCCCAACGGGACGUUGCUGCCCGCCGGCGGCCGGCCCCGGGGGGGGCACGGCCCGGGGCCUCCGCCGCCCCGCACCGUCUUCUACGUGGAGUCCCUGGAAGAAGAAGAAGAGGAGGCGGAGGCAGCUCCCGGCAGGAUGGAGGUCGCCCGGGAGCCCGAGAAGCCCCUGGCGCCGCCGGAGCAGAAGGAAGCGCCGAGGGGCUGCGCGGACGGCGGAGGCCCCGCAACAGGUGACGGAGGCGGGCACAGGCUGUCAGCAGUCAGCCAUCCCUUAUCCCCUCACUGCGACAUAGAUUCAAGUACCUCUGAGGAAUUCUACCAGGCUGUUCACCAUGCUGAGCAAACCUUCAGAAAAAUGGAGAGCUACCUGAAGCAACAGCAGCUCUGCGAUGUUAUCCUGAUUGCUGGGAAUCGCAAGAUACCUGCUCACAGACUUGUCCUCAGUUCUGUCUCUGACUACUUUGCUGCCAUGUUUACAAGCGAUGUUUGUGAAGCCAAGCAAGAAGAGAUCAAAAUGGAAGGCAUAGACCCCAAUGCAUUAUGGGAUCUUGUUCAGUUUGCAUAUACAGGCUGCCUGGAAUUGAAAGAAGACACUAUUGAAAAUCUUCUAGCAGCUGCCUGCCUCCUCCAGCUCCCACAAGUAGUAGAAGUUUGCUGCCAUUUUCUAAUGAAGCUUUUGCACCCAUCCAACUGUUUGGGAAUACGAGCUUUUGCUGAUGCACAAGGAUGCACAGAGCUUAUGAAGGUGGCUCACAACUACACUAUGGAGAAUAUAAUGGAAGUUAUAAGAAAUCAAGAAUUUUUACUUCUACCAGCUGAAGAACUCCACAAACUUCUUGCUAGUGAUGAUGUGAAUGUUCCUGAUGAAGAGACCAUUUUCCAUGCCUUAAUGAUGUGGGUGAAGUAUGAUAUGCAGAGGCGAUGCAGUGACCUCAGUAUGCUGCUUGCGUAUAUAAGAUUACCACUGCUUCCACCUCAGAUCUUGGCUGACCUAGAAAACCAUGCACUUUUUAAGGAUGACCUAGAAUGCCAGAAACUUAUUCUGGAAGCCAUGAAAUAUCACCUUUUACCAGAGAGAAGAACUCUCAUGCAAAGUCCAAGAACUAAACCUAGAAAAUCUACAGUUGGGACACUUUAUGCUGUUGGAGGAAUGGAUAACAACAAAGGCGCUACAACUAUUGAAAAGUAUGAUCUCAGAACAAAUAUAUGGAUCCAGGCUGGAGUGAUGAAUGGCAGGAGGCUUCAGUUUGGUGUUGCUGUCAUCGAUGACAAGCUGUUUGUCAUAGGAGGCCGUGAUGGUUUAAAGACAUUGAACACUGUUGAGUGUUACAAUCCAAAGACAAAGGCUUGGACUGUGUUACCACCAAUGUCAACACAUAGGCAUGGUUUAGGAGUUACAGUGCUUGAAGGGCCUAUUUAUGCAGUGGGCGGCCAUGAUGGUUGGAGCUAUUUGAAUACAGUUGAGAGAUGGGACCCUCAAAGUCAGCAGUGGACAUUUGUGGCAAGUAUGUCAAUUGCCAGAAGCACUGUUGGAGUAGCAGCAUUAAAUGGCAAAUUAUAUUCAGUUGGAGGUCGAGAUGGAAGCUCAUGUUUGAGUUCAAUGGAAUAUUAUGAUCCUCAUACAAAUAAGUGGAAUAUGUGUGCUCCAAUGUGUAAGAGAAGAGGAGGCGUAGGAGUGGCUACCUGUGAUGGCUUUCUUUAUGCAGUUGGAGGUCAUGAUGCUCCUGCUUCUAACCACUGCUCACGACUGCUGGACUAUGUAGAAAGGUAUGAUCCAAAAACUGAUACAUGGACAAUGGUGGCUCCACUGAGUAUGCCUAGAGAUGCUGUUGGUGUCUGUCUCCUUGGUGACAGGUUGUAUGCAGUAGGUGGAUACGAUGGGCAAACGUACCUGAACACUAUGGAAGCCUAUGACCCUCAAACUAAUGAAUGGACACAGAUGGCUUCCUUAAAUAUCGGAAGAGCUGGUGCCUGUGUUGUAGUCAUCAAGCAACCAUGACUUUGUCAGCACUGCUUAGGAUUUUACUGACUGUGAAAUGAUUAUUUUUCUAUCAAGACAAGAACAACUUCACAUGAACAUGGAUUUACACAAUGAAUAUUGUGUUGAUGACAAAUUUGAAGAAGCAUAAGAGUGAGAAAUAUGGAGGAUUUAUACCCAAUAAAAUCAUAAAAAUUAUUCGUUCUGUGAAGAAGAAAAAUGUGUAAGCAUUUAUAUGUAGGCAUUCAGUAAUACGUUCUGUACUGUUCUCUCAAAUGUGUUCCAGAGAAUUGGAUAAUUAAACGCAUCAAGGGACAGCUCUACAGAAGAAUCAGGAAGGAAUUCAAGAGCGGCUUUCAAGGCAUUAAGAGUUUUAACAGUGGAAACAUAAAAGUAUAUUUAAUGACUUUCAAAAUCUGUUUUUUUUUUUUUUUUUUAAGAGAAAAGUAUAUAAUACAAUUUUUCUAUUCAGGUCUUUUCUUCAAAUGGGUUAUGGCUUUCCCAUCUAGACUGGUAGUUAUUUUAAGGAAGACAAUUAGGUCUUACUGAAGUGCAGAAAAAGAAAAGUCUGGAUAUUCAGUUUUCAUUUGUAAUGAUUAAGCUCUUGCGCUACAGAAGAAAAGUAAGAAAAAAAAAUAAAAAGAAACCUCCAAGAUCAUAUUUUUGUUCAGAUUGUACCUACUUGCAUCUUAAAACAGAGUCUAUGAGGGAAAAACCUGAGUAUUCAAUCUAAUAAUACACAAAGCAAGUCUUUGGCUACAAUGAGGUCUUGUUGCAAAAGUGGGAAUCAAAAGGGCGAUUUCCUAAUUCUUUCUUAAUUUUGUAUUCACUUUAGGCAUGUGAGCUCUGAUCAUGUUGUUUAAUGCACCUUCUGUAUACUAAAAGCUCAUAAGCACAUGGAAAAUAGAUACUAUUUCUUCAUUACCUUCAGUAACAGAUGAACCAUAACCAGAAGAGACUAUAGAGCCACUUCUCAUUUGAAUUGACAAAUCCAAUAACAUUGCAAAAGGAAUAAAGCAAAACAAAACAAAACAAAACAAAAAAAACCCCUACAUUUUGUUUCUUUCUGUCACUCAUACCUACACAAUGCUGCCUGAUUAGUUUGACCAAUUUAUUACUUUCCACUUAGCUACAAAUAGGGAACUGGGAAUAUAUACAAGUGGAAUUAGGCAAAAUUAGACCAUUUUAUCUAAUAAUUUAUAUACUAAUAUCCUAUGUGCUUCCUGUCAGAGUUGAUUAUUUCUAGCAUCAGUGGUACACUCCGCUUUUGCCUUGACAGUAUGUUUGACAUUUAAAUUUUCAAUCUGCUCAGCUAAAUCCGUUAGAAUACUAAGGCCACUACUAGAAUAUGAAAUUCUGCUGUUCAGAGAGCCACAGGUUCUGGGAACAAAACUACCAAGUAUUUCUCUUCUUUAAACCCUUCCUCAUCGUUUAGGAAGCAUUUCUUGGUCAAAACACUGUAAUGUCAUUGUACUCUGUCGCUAGUAAUUUUGAGAAAGAAUCCUGGUUACAGUUAAAAGAGCUUUCCUAGUACAAACCAGUUAAGCUGGAAAAAGAUAUAGAAUUUCCUACUUUGUACAUCAAUGAAGAUUUAUCUAAUCCUUUUAAGAGCAUUAGCAUGCAUGGAGAUCUUUGCUUCCUGACACAAAAUGAACAUCAGUUCUGAAGUCUAAGUAUGCCACUUUAAUUCUUUUCUCUACUAAUAAGAAAUCAUCUGCAAAAUAUUUAAUGGUUUUUUUUUUUUUUUUUUUUGCAAUCUGUUAGCAUUUGAACUGCAAUUACAGUAUUUCUUCUGCAAACAAGCAUAUUUAUUUUUCUCCCACUGUAACACCUUGUUUAGUAACAGAUGUUACGGCUCUACACAUUUUGCUUCACAAAAAAAUAAGCUUUUGAGACCAAAUCAUGAAGGUUCUAGAAAUGUAAUUGCAAUUAAAUAUGACAUUAACAUGCAGUAGUCCUAUACAAAUACCUAAUAAAUUUUAAAAUGUAAUUUUAAUUCUAUUCCCAGAGAUACCUUUUGAUUAUAUUCAUACACAAUAUAAAUAUGUUUGCUCUAAUGCUGGCCUUCAAGAAAUAUUUUUUAUAAUUGAAGUCUAGCAGAUAUUACUUUUUUUUUUUUUUUUUCUCUGCUUUGAUCAUUUUUAUCUUUGGUUUAUUCUCAAUCUCUUUUUUAUUUUCAAUUUAACUUUAUUCUCCAAAUUUGGCUUUUAGGCGUUUUUUUUGUUUGUUUGUUUGUUUGUUUGUUGUGUGUGUGUGUGUGUGUGUGUGUGUGUGUUUUUAUGUCUGUAUCUUUUCUUCUGGACUUUUUCCUAAAAAGAAUGUAUGGAGCCAUUUUUAAUGAGAUUUUAAGUUUCCGUUGCCAUUGUGUUUACUCUACUCCUAUUAAAACAAUGAUAUUUUUAUCUGUGAAUUGAAAUGGAAUAAAUUUAAAUCAAAAUGAUAUAUAACUUAAAUCCUUGGUCCUAUGUUCAAUUCACAUCCCUUUCUUAUAUACAAGUGUUAAAAUUGCUUGUAAUAGUCUGCUGUGUGCUAAAUGGUAUUGCAGGUGCAGGAAAAAGCCAGAUUGUCUCAUCAUUGUCUAUCUAAACAUGAUACUUGGCUCUCAGAUAAAUCCCCUGAUUUUACAGUGUGAAAAGUAAAGCAGAAUAAAAUCUUCAACUAUUAACUUCAGUGAAAAUAUAGUUAAAUUGCUCAACCCCCCCCUUAAAAAAUUUAGUUUCAGAGUUUCUUACAAUAAAUAUCUGUUCCCCUUUUCUUACUCUUCUCCUCUCCCCACCUCCAGAUCAUUCUGAUGUUUUAGAGACUUUGGGCCAUUAAGGAUAUUUCUCCACUGAAGAAUUUCUGAUGAAAGCAUCAAGUGCAAUAGUACAAUAUACUGGUAGCCAUUUCCUUACCACUCUAUAAAAAGAAGUAGGCAUACAAGGCAUAACGAAUAAUGGCUUAUUUUUCUUUUUCAAAAUGAGUCUUCUUUGAUAUAUUGUCAGCAUUUUAAAAUUCAGUAUAUUUAAUAAUAAAUGUAAACUCUAAAAAUAUAAACACUUCUUAAUAGAGAGCUUUACAGAGCUGUAUUUUCAGACACGCAUAAUUCAUCAUUCUCCCAUUGCUGGCAUCCAGAUCUCUUACAGGUGUUCUUAGUCUCCAGUUUUUUUUGUUUGUUUGUUUGUUUGUUUGUUUGUUUGUUUCCAGUCCAAGGGACAUCUAAAGUUGCUUGAAUAAAAUAUCAAAGGCAAUAUUCACAACUCAUUUUGAAACUUCUGUAUGGUGUACACAAAUGAGAAAUCAGGAUCACAGAGUGUUCAUAGAGCACAUUUCCAUCCUUGAUAGAAAGUUUGAUUCAAGAUUAGUCUUUCUACCAUUUAUAGUAUCUUAUGCAAUCUGGAUGAUAUUUAUCAAAAUAUUAGAAGAGGUAAUACUGUGAGAAGGAUAAUAAAAUAGGAAAAAAAAAACCAACAACAAUAUCUAAGAAAUGUGAAAAGAAUAUUAGGAGAAUAGAUUUUUGUUUCUUGAAAGAAAACAAUCAUUGUUCCCAAUAGAAGCCAUUUGAUUUUAGGAAAAUAACUUCGCUACCAAUUUACUGGCUCAUAAAUUGAAAUAUUUGAAAGAAGUAAUUUCUUCUAUUUUUUUAUUUAUUUUUUAAAUAAAAUAGGAACUUCGUACAUCCAGUAAAAAAGAAAAAAAAAUAUUAGUUAUCCCAAAGUGAUACUAAAAAUCUCAAUAUUGAAAACGGUGGCUCAAAUAUAUCUUAGAAAUUAGCAACUAGUUACAUAAUUUAAAUCCUGAGAAUAUAGAAAUGUUGGAUGUUUUUGAAUUUGCUAUACCAAGCAGAUGUACAUAUGCUAGGUAAUAUGGGCUCAGUGCCAACUCAAAAGAGAAUCUAAAUAUUUAAAAGUAGUUUACAAAAUAUUUUUGUUUAAAAAUAGAUUAUCCAUGCAAUAAAUUUGUUCUAACUUAAAUUAGAAUGUAUAAAAUAUUCAGCAGAAUAAUUAUUCUUCAGCCUUAUACUCAAUCUGCUGUAAAGCUUUUCAAAUUGGCACAACCUUAUAUUUCUGUUCUAACUCCCCUGCAAUGAACAGGGCACCUACAGCUAAACCAGAUUGCUCAGAGCCUGGUCUAGCCUAACCAUGAAUGUAUCCAAGGACAAGGCUUCCACCACAUCUAUGGGAAACCUGUUCCCAUACCUCACCACUCUUAUUGUAAAGGCUUAUUUCUUAUAUCCAAACAGAAUCUUCCCUCUUUUAGUUUGAAACUACCUCCCCUUGUCGUAUAACCACAGACCCCGCUAAAGAGUCUGUCCUCUUCUUUCUCAUAGUCUCCAUUUAGAUACUGAAAGGCUGCGAUCAGGUCUCCCCAGAGCCUCCCCUUCUCUUCUCCAGGCUGAACAGCCUCAGCUCUCUCAGCCUGUCCUUAACAGGACAGUUUCAAACAUUGGAUCAUUUUUGUGGCCUCUCUCUGAGCACAUUUGAAAAGAUCUGUGUCUCUCUUGUACUGAUGACUCCUCAUAUGAACACAUUACUUGAUGUGAGAUCUCACCAGUGCAGAGCAGAGGGGCAGGAUCACCUCCCUUGACCUGCUGGGCAGGUCUUGAAGCUUAGUUGCUCAAAUUUUAAAAUAUUACCUUGAUUUUUCAGUAAGUGUCACAUAUAGUGAGCAUAAGUGUGAGAGCAAGUCAAUUAAUAUGUAUAGAUACUGGCAUGAUGUGGGUAUGUAUGGAAAAUGCUAACUUUCAGAAAUCCCUUUUACCAUGAAAAUUAGCUUUUGUUCUUUACUUCAGUUAGAAAUUUGUUCUGUAAGCAAGUCAUGACUAAAUCUGUCUUACUUUGCAGAGAUAUUUUUUAUAAAAAUAAUUUACUGUAGUUGCUACUACGUAAUAUAGUGUUCUUGAUUUUAUUUUUCUUUCUGAUGGUAAGAUCAUAGUAUCAUAGAAUCAUAGAAUGGCCUGGGUUGAAAAGGAUAAUAAUGAUCACCUAGUUUCAAACUCCUUGCUGUGUGCAGGGUUGCCAACCACUAGACCAGGCUGCCCACAGAGCCACAUCCAGCCUGGCCUUGAAUGCCCCCAGGGAUGGGGCAUCCACAACCUCCUUGGGCAACCUGUUCCAGUGUUUCACCACCCUCAGAGUGAAAAACUUCCUCCUAAUAUCUAACCUAAAUCUCCCCUGUCUUAGUUUAAAACCAUUCUCCCUUGUCUUAUCACUAUCCACACACAUAAACAGUCAUAAACAGAUAUCAGCACUUCUGUAGAGAUUUGGACAGCACACAGUAUUUCUCAGACUGAUUCAUCUCAUUCUAAAAGUAUAUUUAUCUCUGUUGACUGAAAAAAGAUUAUACAAUGUCUAGUUCAGAUACAGAUGUUCACACAGUAGACAUCUAAAAUAGCUUGGGAUGGAAGGGAGCUUAAAGACCAUCCAGUCCCAACCUCUCUGCCACAGGCAGGGCUGCCACUCACCAGAUCAGGCUGUCCAGGAGCAAUUAUCCAACUUGGCCCUGAACACCUCCAAGUUUGGGGCAUCCACAGCUUCUCUGGAUGGCUGGUUCCAGCACCACCCUCUGAGUAAAGAAUUUCCUCUUAACAUCUAAAAUAAAUGUCCCCUUUUUCAGUUUAAAAUUGUUCCCCUUUGUCCUUCAUGUCAGACUAUCCAAAAGGUAGCUUUUCAUCUUGUUUAUAAGCUCCCUUCAAAUACUGAAAGCCUGCAACAAGGUCUUCCUGAAGUCUUCUCCAGGCUAAGCAAGUCCAGAAGAAUACUUAGAAGGAACUGGUUACACAAACUCUUAUUUCAAAUAACUGUGACAGGAGUUCUAUUUAGCACAUAAAUACAAAAAUCAGCUGUAUAUAAACAAAUAUAUUUCUUAAUUAACCAACAAGGAGAAGUAUCAUUCAUUAAGUUGAAUCUGCAGCUCCUGGUUUCCUAAGAUUAUAGCUUAACAUAACGGAGGGCUAAGUCUUCCCUACAAGUUGAUGAGUUUAAGUAGGCACAAUGUGGUUAGCAGUAUAUCAUAAAUAUUAACUAAAUAUUAACCUUUCAGUGCUGACCCUGAGAAUGCAGCUGUUUGCAGGUGUAUUAUACAAAUUUUCCAUCAAAUUGAUCCAGUUAGAAGUCUGAACCUGAAAUGGAAAUCAUUAUCUUGGAAUGCUACAGUAUAAGUGUGUUUAGUGUGGUAGGGAACUACAGAGCAAAAUAAGGGUACAAUGAUUUGGAAUGUAUGAGAAUCAAUAUGUUAUAAAAUGUACAAAUACAGAUGUAAAUACAUUAAAUUAAGCUGUGCUGAGUUUUGCAAUAUUUGCAAGAAAUUUACUGAAUGUUAUGCUUUUACCGUGGUCUAUCAUAUCUCGAACAUGUGUGUACAGAAUGCAAUUGAAAAUAUAGAGCACAAUGUUAAAUUGUGGUAGCCAAGCUUUGUUUGACACAACUUGUUUUUAAGGAAUUUGAAUCCUGAAAUUGUCACUGUGCAAAAAUAAACAUGCUUGUUUUUA
Molecule: messenger RNA, 9296 nt
Organism: Gallus gallus (chicken)
Lineage: Eukaryota; Metazoa; Chordata; Aves; Galliformes; Phasianidae
Gene: KLHL1
Product: kelch like family member 1
Exons: 11
Coding region: 605-2848 (747 amino acids)
Biological process (GO): dendrite development
Cellular component (GO): dendrite; neuronal cell body; cytoplasm
Molecular function (GO): protein binding
Source: RefSeq, a predicted model, not a curated record